AUGGCCCCCGAAUUACGCAAGAGAAAGUCGAAGCCGGUCGUGGCGGAGCCCGAGCCUGUCGCAAAAAAGAGCAAGGCAACGAAAAGCCCCAAGGCUGAGAAGCGGAAAGCUCCCGAAGAUGCUUCGCCCGUUGCCGUGAAGAAGCAGAAGCCGACCAAGGAUGUCGCCAGCAAGAAAGUCGCUACCCCUGCGGAGAAGGCGGCACCGAAGAAGUCGGCGCUGAAGAAGGAGAGGCAAUCCCCGAAGGCCAAGGCUGCGGCAGAGAAGUCGAAGAAAGGAGAAGAGUCAGAGGAGGUGCAGGACGGCGAUGUGCUGUCCGAAGCAGAGGAGGAGGAGGUUGACGACGACACCAAGGCUCUUGUCCAGGCUCUGGACAGCGGCGACGAGGACGAGGCGGGGGCGCAGGUCAGCACAUUCAAAAAGGGUCAGGAUGUCGGCAAAGUCCCCAAGGCGAAGAAGUCGACAAAAGCUCCCACCAGCAGUAGCAGCGGCACACCGGGUGUUAUGUACCUCGCGAGAAUCCCUCACGGUUUCUACGAGCACGAGCUGCGGUCUUACUUUGGCCAAUUCGGCGAUAUUACAAGGCUCAGGGUUGUGCGGAACAAGAAGACGGGCGCCAGUCGCCACCGGGCCUUCGUCGAGUUCGCCGACGCCGAGGUGGCCGACAUUGCCGCCCGCACCAUGGACAAAUACCUUUUGUUCGGGCACAUUCUCUCGGCGAAAACCGUGCCGCCCGCGCAAGUGCACCCAGACCUGUUCAAGGGCGCGAAUCGCCGCUUCAAGGUGGUCCCAUGGAACAAGAUGGCCGGCAAGCAGCUCGAGCGGCCGCUGUCCGAGUCCCAAUGGCAAGUCAAAAUUUCCAAGGAGGAGCAGAGGCGGGCUGCUAGGGCCGACAAGUUGAAGGAGAUGGGUUAUGAGUUCGAGGCUCCGGCACUCAAGGCUGCCGAGGCCAAGCCAUUGCUGGAGAACGGCACCGAGGAGGAACCCAAAGCCAUCGAAGCGCCUCCUGCCACCGAGACAGCCGAGCCCAAGGAGGAAGAGGAGGUUGUCGAGGCGGAAGUGGUCAAGGCCAAGACCACAAAAUCCUCGGAAGAUGCCACCCCGCAAAAGAAAAAGGGCAAGAAGGCCAAGAAGACGAAGUCAUGA
Chaetomium globosum CBS 148.51 is the source of this 1146-nucleotide messenger RNA. RefSeq lists its product as uncharacterized. Gene Ontology annotation, molecular function: RNA binding. Gene Ontology annotation, cellular component: nucleolus. The record is from RefSeq and is a predicted model, not a curated record. The transcript has 3 exons. NCBI's taxonomy places the organism in Eukaryota, Fungi, Ascomycota, Sordariomycetes, Sordariales, Chaetomiaceae. Gene Ontology annotation, biological process: maturation of LSU-rRNA from tricistronic rRNA transcript (SSU-rRNA, 5.8S rRNA, LSU-rRNA). Bases 1 to 1146 code for a protein of 381 amino acids.